AUGGAUGAUAUAUUUAUUGAAGGUUUUGAAAAUUUUAAAACAUAUUCAUUUCGUUUAAAUUAUUCAUUAUCCGAUUAUCGAAAUCGUAAUAUUCAUUAUUCAUAUCAAACAAUUAAACGUACCAUUUGGAUGACAUUGAAUGCAUGGAUUGUAUUAAUGAUUUUAUUUGCAACAAUUUAUUUUGAAAAUAAUCCAUAUAUACUUGAUUAUCAUCAUUUGGAUCUUAUCAAUUAUCGUUCAUCGAUUAAUAAUUUUUUUAUUAACAAUAUUCCUUUUGAUUCGAAAAAAUUACAAACAGAUUCAUUAACAUAUUUAAAAAAACUAUAUUCAAUAACAAAUUUUUUGGCAAAAUUAUCAAAUCAAAUUAUCAAAUUAAUUUAG
This is a messenger RNA of Dermatophagoides pteronyssinus (European house dust mite), 381 nucleotides long. RefSeq lists its product as uncharacterized. The record is from RefSeq and is a predicted model, not a curated record. NCBI's taxonomy places the organism in Eukaryota, Metazoa, Arthropoda, Arachnida, Sarcoptiformes, Pyroglyphidae.